This is a messenger RNA of Schistosoma spindalis, 2379 nucleotides long. The record is from the annotation of a GenBank genome assembly. Lineage: Eukaryota; Metazoa; Platyhelminthes; Trematoda; Strigeidida; Schistosomatidae.
AUGAAUCUUAGCAUUACGUUUUUCAGUGUUUUACACUUUUUGCUUUCCCCAUGUUACACAUUCAUUUUACCUAAGAACAUUGUAAAUAUUUCUUCACAAAAUGCAUUUUUUAUUUCCGACUGGCUUGUUAAAACCAAAAAAUUGCAUGUCAUAACUAAUCCUUUAGUAGAGGAUAUCGAUUUAGAUGGAAAUCUUGACGUUUACUUUUCUACAGUAGAUGGUGUACUUUACGGAAUUUCGAACGUGCUUAAAUGUGUUACAGGAAAGUCAUGCAGUAUUUCCUACGAGAAUUGGCCCGUAACUCACUAUGGUGAAAUCUUCUUUUCGACCCCACUUGCGGUUGAUGUUUACGCUGAGGGUUUGAAGUCAGUACUUUUUACUAGUCAUCAUGGAGCAGUGUUUACUUAUGAUUAUCUUGGGAAUUUAUUGUCACAUUUUCAAAUUCCAGAUAUCAUUCUAGAUCGAAGUACUUUAUCUCGAAGAGAUCUUGACAAAAAUUUAUUUGAAUCUAUACGUUGGGCAUCUACUGACAAUCAAUUACCAAUACAUAGUGAAAAGGAUAUCCGCCUACAUCCCAUAGUUUAUACAGAUCCAAUUAUUUUAACUUCAGUGAUUAGUCGAUCCAAUGUAAAUGACAUAAAUUUCUUGUAUACUGAUCUUUUACAUAUUACUUUGAAUUUCGUUAAUUAUCAUUCUUAUACCACAACAGCGUCGUUGAAUGAGUCAUCUUCAGAUGAUAGUGUACUGGUAGCGGCAAUCGUGAAUAUACCACGUUGCGCUUUAUUUUCUUUAAAGAACGAAGAUGUCAAGUUAUGUUCACCACGUCUUAAAGUAUUAGAAGUUGACUGGUUAUCUGUUAAAUUACCACCGUAUAUUUUCUCAUCGCCUAUUAUAAAUGCCAAUGUUUUAGAAGAGACUCGAGUCAAAGAUCGUUCAUACGUUGAUAGUUAUUAUAGUUUUAUUACUACAUUCAGUGGAAAUAUACAUGUGGUUCAAUUAACAAUGUUAAAUAGUCAUGUUAGUCAACUUUCGUUAGAGGUCAAUAACAUUUUUAUUGAUUCUUAUUCUUUCCGUAUCACUCCAAUGACCUUAUCAUGUGUACCAUCUCCGUGUCCAUUAAAUAAAAUGAAAUCGAACAUAUUGCAAUCUAGUGUACUUACUUGUUGUCUACAAGUGGAUAUUUAUUCUUGUUUACGUCUUGUUCUUCUUGUAUCAACUAAAAAAUAUCAUUCUCAAAUUUAUUGGACAUAUUGCCCCGCUACCUCUAAUACUACUACGACUACAUUGGAGUAUGGAGAACAAACUGGUCAAGUGGUAAUUGUUCCUGGAUGUCAAAAGUUACAAACUUGUUCACCAUGGUCUGUUUACACAACACCUGAUGGUUAUGCACAUGCUGUCGACAUUCAGACCGGAUUAUCGGCUCCAGGAUAUCCUGUUAGUUUGUUUACUAUGCAUCAUAAUGUUACAAAUCUUUCCAUAGGGUCUGGAUUAUUAUAUCAAAGAGAGGAUUACACAUACUGGUUGGUUUUUACUGAUGUUUAUACAAGUUUGAUUCAUUUGCGAUUACAUAAUCCUUUGGUGAUAAUAUCAUAUAACCAUGAUAGCAUGUUCGAUCAUCAAACUAAUUCAUUGCAGACAAUUUCAUUAUCUCCAAAACCUUUACCGGUACCAGCUGGAGUAUCGACGUCACCUUCAUAUCUCUUAUUGUCGAAUCAUGGUUUAAUGUUACUGAGGAGUAGAUCAUCUCCGAUUGUUCAGUCUAGUUCAACAUCAUUACUGACUUAUCCUAAGUAUAUUGACGAUUUUGACAAGUCCAUUACUCAAUUUAUCAGUGUUCAAUUCGUUAAUGAUCAUUUUGAACCAGUUGAUUCUAUUAUUCUUGAUGAUAAUAAAAGAAUUUUAAAUUAUUUAAUCAGAGAUUGUUCAUAUCAUUUAACAUUAUUUAAUGAAUCCAGAUUAGCAAAACGAUUUUUAGUCAGAUUAUUAACAUCAUUUGGUGUACCAAUAUCGGAAUGGUCAAAUGCAUAUAUAACCACAAAUAUGACAUGUCAUCAUCAUUGUUAUUGUUUCAUUGGUUCAUUGUCUAUUCAACAUAGUUUACCAUUAAAUUCAUAUCAUAAUGAAUUAUAUCUGUCAGUGAUUGAUUCAACCAAUGGUUAUUUCAUUGUUAAUUAUCCAAUAUUAACAAGCUCUCAAAUGAUUUCUACACGUAUUAUUUUACAUAUUGGUUCAUAUCAAACACAAUUAAUUAUCAGUUUGAUUUAUUUACCAGGAGUUUAUUUAUUUAUUGGAUUAACUAUUAUUCAUUGGUUUCCUAUGUUAAUAACAAAACAGAAAAUCACUGUACAUAGUAAUAAAAUGAUGAAACAAUCUAUUUGA